AUGGAAGGAAACAAUUUAAUUGGUCAUCGUCGCCGUAACCCUGAAACAAAUGUAAUCGAAGAUCACUCACCCGCCACCGCCUCAACGUCGACCGGCACAGCCAACAGCGGCGGUCGAGGUUUCCGCCGCUACAGAAGGAUCAGCGACGAAGGAAGAGGAGGAGGAGAAGAAGAAGGAGAUAUAGGGAACAGAGAGCGCAGAGAAGUUUGGGGCGCCCUUGCAGAGAAGUUCAAUCAGGUUCAGAUGAUUUUAGAUCGGAAUCGAGUUCUGAUUAAGCAGGUGAACGAAAAUCAAGAAUCGAUGAUUCAUGAGAAUCUGGUGAAGAACGUUGCAAUGAUUCAGGAGAUUAACUCGAAUAUAUCGACGGUCGCUUCUCUUUAUUCAGAUCUCUCUGCUAAUUUUUCCAAUUCGCUUCAGCACCAUCACCACCUAAGAGAAAAUAGUGGCGCCAGUGGCAGUAAGUAA
Impatiens glandulifera is the source of this 465-nucleotide messenger RNA. RefSeq names its product protein EARLY FLOWERING 4-like. Gene Ontology annotation, cellular component: nucleus. The record is from RefSeq and is a predicted model, not a curated record. NCBI's taxonomy places the organism in Eukaryota, Viridiplantae, Streptophyta, Magnoliopsida, Ericales, Balsaminaceae. The transcript has a single exon. Bases 1 to 465 code for a protein of 154 amino acids. Gene Ontology annotation, biological process: entrainment of circadian clock; positive regulation of circadian rhythm.